AUGCUCAAAUCGAGGACACCACUGGCCACCCACUCCAGAACCCUACUACACACAACACUCGCCACAUUGUCGUCGCCACCCGGCCACAGAGAUCUUGGUAUUGGAGUUUGGGAAGGACCCACCGUUUUUACAUCUAGAAGGCCAGGAAGUGAACCUGAGACACCAAUAUCAAUCAGCAGCCAGUCGUCUGUCAACGACUCGCCGAUCACUGUAUCAUCCUCCUCCCCUUCACCAGCUGUCUAUCGCCCCAGAGCAGUACCCAGGUUCAACUCGCCUGCUGCCCGUUCGGCCUUUACACCCCCGCCGCUAAAUUCAUCCCCAGUCCCCAGAGGUGCUUCCAACCCAGCGAGACGAAUCCACCCGUUCUUUCUCCAAAAAAGAGGUGCCGCUCCAACGCCCACAAAACCGCGCUACGUACCCGACUACACAAGUACCGAAGCUGAGAGUGAAAGCAACGCUAGCGCUAGCCAAAGCUCUGUCUAUUCCACUGCUUCCAGCCAUCGCAGUACUAUUCACGAUCACAACAAUGCCGAUCUCGAGGAUCUGACUUUUGGCUUGCGCAAGAUGAGAGUAGACGCCCCCCCGAAGACGGAGACCACCACAAGGGUGACGAGGUCGCGCCGGGCAAGGAACCCGCUGGAGAAGGCGGGUAGCAUGCCGAACCAAAGCAGGGCAAUGUCCACUAUGCCUCUCAAAGGUCAAACGCCGCCUGCGGAAGCUGGGAUAGCUCCACCGCCUCCUGUUCAAACCCUUGUCCCCGUCUUCUCCCUUCCCGCCGACCCAGACCCCUCCCUGCCGCUCUUCACCUACAAAGACUCUUCUACCCCCUUCACCAUCAAAUACACCAAAUCCGCCGUGGAAGCCGAUGCCCUUGUCGAUACGCUCAAGGGCAAUAUCAUCGGCUUUGACAUGGAGUGGCCCAUAUGGGGCAAGAAGGCAUGGGACCCUGUUGAGAGGAGGUAUAACCCUCAGCAAGGCAAGACGGCGUUGGUUCAGCUUUGUGAUGAAGAGACUGUAAUUUUGAUCCACCUUCAAAACGGCAUGGACCUCCCCUCAAAAGUCGCUGCCCUCGUCCGAGAUCCCACCAAGUACAAACUCGGCGUACAAUGCAAGGGCGACGGCAUGAAGCUCGCCCGAGACUUUCCCCACCAUUUCCCAGCCGGCCAAGGCCCCACCUCUCUCUUUGAGCUUUCUUGGAUGGCCAAAGCGGUCGACUAUGGACGGAUUGGGGAGAGGAGAGGGCUGAUUGCGCUGGCGACGCUUACCAGGGGUUAUCUGGGGAAAGAGUUGGAUAAGAACACUAAUGUGAGAGCUGGUAAUUGGGCUGGGGAGCUGAAUGCCAAACAACGAGACUACGCCGCAAACGACGUUGUCGCUGCUAUCCACAUCUACAAUACGUUGAAGAAUCUCGCUCAAGAGAGGAAAAUCAACCUCCACCACGACCUAUACUGCUCCAACCUCAACUUCACCCAAGCUCCCGCCCAGUCUCUCGGCCCCACCCAAUCCCUCCCCGCCAACGCUUUCACCUCGCAAGCAUCUACUUCCGCUUCGAUGCAGUCAGGGCCAAAGACGAUCUCUAUGAAACCUGUCCCGAAGAAUGGAGCUAGUUUGGCUCCUACAGCGGCGCAGUUGGGUGGUGUGAAACCUCCUACGCCUGUAAGGAUGGCUGCUUUCAAUGCUUUUGUGGGGGGCAAGACGUGUGAGGUGAUUGCAAAGGAAAAGGGUGUCCAGCAAACAACCAUCGAGGGCUACAUUGUCGACGCUUUGAUCAUCCUCGGCGUGAACUCCAUACCACCCGAGCAUCUCGGCCGUAUCUGGAAAGAAUUUACACCGAAACCAUGGAUCUACAUAUCAAGGAGACCAAUGUACGACCAUCUGACGACCGUACUCGGCCCGCACCCCCAGGCUGAGGAAAUUGAGGAGGCGAGGAAAGAGAGAGAGCAGGAGGUGAAGAACCGGGAAGCGGAGAAGAGUGGGGCGAGUGUAGCGCCAGCUGCGCCUGCUCCUGCCCCUGCCACUGUGGCCGCUUCCACCCCUGCCCCUGUGACAGCUCCUACCACACGGCCUGUAGCCCCGGCCGUUCCCCCAAUCGCUCCUACCGGCCCCACUUCUAUCCAGAUCAUGCCCCCUUCUCCAAAGACCCGUGUCGACACCGCAAGUGCCAAUAACACUGCUCCGGCUCCGGCCCUUGCUCCCGCUCCCACACCCGCUCGGGUUUAUCCUUCCCCAAGGGUACCCUAUCCCACCGAGGCGCAGUUGGGAUUCAAACCCCCCACGCCCGCGUUGAUGGCCGCGCUCAACGACUUUAUGUCUGGGAAGGAUUGCUGGACUAUUGCAGAAGAGAAAGGGGUCCAGGAGAAGACUAUUGAGAGAUACAUCGUUGAUGCAGUGUGCAUCCUCGGUAUAGGCUAUGUUCAAAAAUCAGAUCUUGAACGACUCUGGACUGAAUUCCCUUCCGAGAUGUGGGCUUGGAGGCCGUACGGAGUCCUUUACGACGCCAUCACCGCUGUCCUCGGCCCACACCCCCAGCUCGGAGAGGUCGAAGCGGCGCGGAGGAGGAGGGACGAACGCGACGCGAGUGGGGAGACAGACAGGAUCAGGGAAAGGCGAGCUGCAGCGAAGGAAGAGAAAGCGUCGCAAGCAGCGUUAGAAAAGGAAGCAAAGGCGGAAGCAGGUAGGGCGAAGGGGCGGGAAGUUGCGAGGAAUAGGGCUAUUGCGCGGAACAGAGGUUCGAGCUACUCUGCGGGUUCGAGGAGGUACUCGUCGGGGUCGAGUGGGAGUUCGUCUUAUGGCCGAACCAGGCCUUACUCCUCUAGUAGCAGUAACUCGGGCCCAUUCAGCUGGAGAGGUGGGUAUAGAGGACGGAACAAUUACGGUCGAAGAUGGUAG
Messenger RNA from Cryptococcus wingfieldii CBS 7118, 2889 nucleotides. RefSeq lists its product as hypothetical. Gene Ontology annotation, cellular component: cytoplasm; nucleus. NCBI's taxonomy places the organism in Eukaryota, Fungi, Basidiomycota, Tremellomycetes, Tremellales, Cryptococcaceae. Gene Ontology annotation, biological process: nucleobase-containing compound metabolic process. Bases 1 to 2889 code for a protein of 962 amino acids. The record is from RefSeq and is a predicted model, not a curated record. Gene Ontology annotation, molecular function: 3'-5' exonuclease activity; nucleic acid binding. The transcript is spliced from 6 exons.